GGCGAUUCCGACGACAUGGAGAAGAGGUCCAGCGGCCGCAGGUCCGGCAGGCGGAGAAGGUCACAGAAAUCCAGCGACUCCCCCGGGGCCGACACGGCGCUGCCCGACAGCGCGGGCAGGGACGACGCGGUGUUCGACUACGAGGUGGCGCCAAACGCGGCCACCGAGAACGGCUCCGCGGAAAAGAAAGUGAAAUCUCCGCGGGCGGCCCCCGACGGGGGCGUUGCCUCUGCUGCGGGCGCCGAGUCCAAGCCCAGCCCCGGUUCCAGAGGGCAGCUCCGCGGGGAGUCGGAGCGGGGCAAGCAGCCGCCGCCCGCCUCGUCCCCCACCAAGAGGAGGGGCAAGAGCCGGGUCCCCGAGGCCGCGCCCACCUCGCCUGCUGGCGGCCCGCGGGCUCCCGCCAAGGAGUCCCCCCCCAAGAGGGCGCCGGCGUCCGACCCAGCAGCCAAGGGCGCCGCGGGGGGCAACGGGGAGGAGGUGGCCCGGGUCAUCCCCCGCGAGCUCACGGUCAAGAGCAGCUCGCUGCUGCCGGAGAUCAAGCCCGAGCACAAGAGGGGCCCGCUCCCCAACCACUUCGACGGCCGGGGAGAAGGAAGUCGAAGCAAAGAGCUGGGCAGAUCGGCCGGCGGUCCUGACGCCGAGGGCUUGAAGCCCAGGAACCAUUUCGGUGUGGGCAGGUCGACGGUGACCACUAAAGUGACCCUCCCUGCCAAGCCCAAACAUGUGGAACUAAAUCUUAAAACCCCUAAGAAUCCUGACAGUUUGGGAAAUGAGCAUAAUCCAUUUAGCCAGCCAGUUCAUAAAGGAAACACUGCCAACAAAAUCUCCUUGUUUGAAAACAAACGGGCCAACAGUAGUCCAAGGCAUGCUGACAUUCGAGGCACAAGGAACACUCCUGCCUCUAAUAAAACAUUUGUUGGGAGAGCGAAACUUAAUUUAGCCAAAAAAGCCAAGGAAAUGGAGCAAUCUGAAAAGAAAGUCAUGCCAAGUAGUCACCAGAAUGGUAUGAUGGUGAAGGAAACCUCUGCAGAAUCCAAAGUUACUGAAGAGGAGAUUGUACCGGCAGCUGGGAGCCCCCACGCAGGAGGAACGGAGGGCAAGCCCGCUGAGGGUCAAGCUCUCGGUCCUCCGCUUAACCAAGGUGAGAGAGCAGAUGUGCAAACAGACGCCGGCUGCCCUUCUGAAGCAGUGGUUACUGCUCCGACUUCUGUUAAGGACCACAAGCUCUUAGGAGAGGAUGACUCAAAGCCUGCAGACAACAAGAGGCUUGUAUUCGAAAAUAUGACCGAUCCAGCAAAAGACAUUCCCGCCGUUCUUGAUACCAAAGACUCACCUCCAACAGCCGGACCAAAGCCCCAGGGUACGUUUUCUGACUCACAGCCCCCAGCUGAGUCAUCUAACGGGCCUUCUCUUUCACAGCCCGCACCCGACGACACAUGUGUUGAAGCUCCCACGAGCAAUUUUUCAUGCACUGAUCUAAAAGUGUCAGAAAACCAUAAUGAAUGUGUUCUGCCUGUGACACAAAAGAAGGAUGAGAAAGUGCCCCCCUCCAAACUUCCAGGAGAAGGGAGAGAACCAAGCCCACCUUUGUCCACAGAGCCCAGCCUGGGAGCCAUGGGCACAGAGGGUCCAUCCAAGGUCCUGGUCCAGGUCCGAUCCUUUGUGCUCCCUGUGGAGAAUACCCAGGAUGUAGGCCCCCAGGUCCUCUCAGAGAUCUCUGAAGUUAGAGAAGCACAGUUCCCAAGUUGUCACAACGAUGAACUUGAAGUGGUUUCUGUUGCAAGCUGUGCUUCCCAGAAAGAGGAAGUUCUGGACAAUGAGAGCAUAUCACCCAAACACAUUCACUGCAGAGAGGAAAAUGCAGCAAAAUCUGGCCCACAAGUUAUGCCUCCAGAAUCAGAGAAUACUCUGCCUCUCCAGGCUCAGAGUCAGGGAGACAGAAAAGCCCUGAAGGCUGAAUCCAGCCCUGUCAUCUCCUCCGGGGACAGAAAUCAUUCAGAAACUCCUCAAAGGCUGCAUCAGAAUGUUGUGAAUGGCCAGGACAGCCCUGCCAGUCUUUUGAACAUUUCUGCUGGUAGUGAUGAUAGUGUAUUUGAUUCUUCUUCCGAUAUGGAAAAAUUCACUGAAAUUAUCAAAAAGAUGGACAGCACAGUCUGUGUGCCUCAGAAGAAAAAGAAGGCCAGGGUGCCAAACUCUCCUGCCCCUCACUUUGUCAUGCCUCCUAUUCACGAGGACAAUUUGGAAAAGGUGUUAGAUCCCAAUGUGUUUACCUUUGGUUUGGGGAAGAAAAAGGAAAACCAGCCAGAAAUGUCACCGGCCUUACAGUUGAUGCAGAACCUUGACACGACAUCCAGACUGAGGCCCAAACGUACAUCCACCGAGCAGAGCAUCCUCUUCAAGUCCUUGCACACGCACACUAAUGGGAAAGACGAACCUCUGACAGCUCCAGAAACAAAUGAUAAAGAGAACAAAGAGGUUACAAAUGGGGGCGUUAAGAGGUCUAGGCUAGAAAAAAGUGCACUCUUCUCAAGCAUGUUAUCUUCUUUACCACACGACAAAAUCUUUUCUCCCUCUGUGACAUCAGUCAGCACUAUGACCACAUCUUUCGGUGCUUCUCAGAACAGUUCUCUUUCUCGGUCUUUGCCGCUGCUGCCAGGGGCGGAGGGUGCCCCACCCUGCGGUUUAGACAAAGAACAGCCAAACCUUCCACCCAACAGCUUAAAGGUCUUCAACUUCAACACAACAAAUCCAUCUCCUUCGGGUUUGAAAAGUCCAGGCUACAUGGAGAAAUACCUUCCAAAAGAUGAAGCCAAAGAAGAUCUGGGCUCACGAGGCAGUCAGCACUUGUCAGAAGUGAAAUUUUCUGAAUUUUCUAAACUCAAGAACAGCAAUGAUCUGGAAAAGGCUAAUCAUGUCGAAAGUGUUCUUAAGUCGAACUUGCCAAACGGUGGAAAUAGCGACACAGACUUCAUGGGUCUUUUCAAAUCUGGCCGGUUUGACCCAAGCCUUUCUUUUUCUGCAAUGUCAUUAUCAGAUCCAACUACACUUAGAGGAAGUGUUACUAAUAAAAUCAAUCCCCGGCCUGGAAAGGUAGUGAUCUACAGGGACCUGGACGUCUCUGAGGAGUGCAUUGAGGUUUUCGGGGACAUGGAGGACUGUAGCUCCUGGCACCUCUCGCCGGUGGUAGUCAUCAGGGUCGUCAGAGGAUGUUGGAUUUUGUAUGAGAAGCCAAAUUUUGAAGGGCACUCCAUUCCCUUAGAAGAAGGAGAAUUGGAACUCUCUGGUCUCUGGUGUGUAGAAGACAUUUUGGAAGGCAACGAGGAGGCAGAGUCGGCUAAGCCCGUGGCGAUUGGCUCACUAAGACAUGUGGUCCAGGAUUACAGAGUUAGUCAGAUUGACUUAUUUACUGAACCAGAAGGGUUAGGACUCCUAAAUUCCUACUUUGAUGACACUGAAGAGAUGCAGGGGUUUGGUAUCAUGCAGAAGACUUGUUCCAUUAAAGUACACUGGGGCACGUGGCUGAUCUAUGAAGAGCCUGGAUUUCAGGGUGUGCCUUUCAUCCUGGAACCUGGUGAAUACCCUGACUUGUCCUUCUGGGAUACAGAAGAAGCGUACAUUGGAUCCAUGCGGCCUCUGAAAAUGGGUGGACGUAAAGUCGAAUUCCCUACAGAUCCAAAGGUAGUUAUUUAUGAAAAGCCUUUCUUUGAAGGAAAAUGUAUGGAACUAGAAACAGAAAUGUGCAGUUUUAUGGACGAAGCAGGUGAAACAGAAGGAACAACGGAUGACAGUUUGUCGUUCACGUCAGUGGGGUCGAUGAAGGUUCUGAGAGGAAUUUGGGUCGCUUAUGAGAAGCCUGGAUUUACAGGUCAUCAGUAUCUGCUUGAAGAAGGAGAGUACAAGGACUGGAAAGAUUGGGGAGGUUAUGAUGGAGAACUUCAGUCUUUACGACCUGUAUUAGGUGAUUUUUCAAAUGCUCACAUGAUCAUGUACAGUGAAAAAAACUUUGGAUCCAAAGGUUCCAGUAUUGACGUCUUAGGAAUUGUUGCUAACUUAAAGGAGACUGGCUAUGGAUUGAAGACCCAAUCUAUCAAUGUACUGAGCGGAGUGUGGGUAGCCUAUGAAAAUCCUGACUUCACAGGAGAACAAUAUAUACUGGAUAAAGGUUUCUACACCAGUUUUGAGGACUGGGGAGGCAAAAAUUGUAAGAUCUCUUCUGUGCAACCCAUAUAUUUGGAUUCUUUCAUUGGCCCAAGAAGACGAAAUCAGAUUCAGUUGUUUUCGGAACCACAGUUUCAAGGUUGCAGUCUAGGUUUUGAAGAAACAACAAGUCAAAUUGAUGAUUUGUUUUCUACCAAGUCUUGCAGAGUUUUAGGAGGCAGCUGGGUUGCAUAUGAUGGAGAAAAUUUCUCUGGAAAUCAGUACGUGUUGGAAGAAGGCCACUAUCCUUGUCUCUCUGCAAUGGGAUGCCUGCCUGGAGCAACUUUCAAGUCUCUUCGUUUUAUAGAUGUUGAAUUCUCGGAACCAAAAAUUAUUCUUUAUGAAAGAGAAGACUUCAAAGGAAAAAAGAUUGAACUAAACACAGAAAUAGUUAAUCUCCGAUCCCUUGGAUUCAACACACAGAUACGCUCUGUUCAGGUGAUUGGUGGCAUAUGGGUUACUUAUGAGUAUGGCAAUUACCGGGGCCGACAGUUCCUGCUGUCACCCGCAGAAGUCCCAAAUUGGUAUGAAUUCAGUGGCUGCCGCCAAAUAGGUUCUCUGCGACCUUUUGCUCAGAAACGAAUUUAUUUUAGACUUCGAAACAAAGCCACAGGGUUAUUCAUGUCCACCAAUGGAAACUUAGAGGAUCUGAAGCUUCUUCGAAUACAGGUCAUGGAAGAUGUUGGUGCUGAUGAUCAGAUUUGGAUUUAUCAAGAAGGAUGCAUCAAAUGCAGGAUAGCAGAAGACUGCUGCCUGACGAUCGUGGGGAGCCUCGUGACCUCGGGCUCGAAGCUGGGCCUGGCCCUCGACCAGGACGUCGACAGUCAGUUCUGGAGCAUGAAGUCAGACGGCAGGAUCUACAGCAAGUUGAAACCAAAUUUAGUCCUAGAUGUCAAAGGGGGUACGCAGUAUGACCAAAAUCACAUUAUCCUCAACACUGUCAGCAAAGAGAAGUUAACACAAGUGUGGGAAGCCAUGGUCCUAUAAACCUGAAUAAAGAGUGCGGGAGGAAUGUUUCUGGAGGUCUUCCAGCUGCGUGUAAAAAAGACUGGUAACAAAGGGCCAAGAGGAAAGUGGACUCGCGCCUCCUUCGGUAACUAAAUCCACGCUUGAAUGACUGCCGUGACCAGGACUACUGUCUCCGCUUUUCAAAGGACUGUCUGAUAAGUUUUACACCAAUCGUUUGUCCUUCUUUCAUUUCCUUUCUGCAGCUGCUUAAACAGGUUGCCUCGUUAGCAGCUUUUGGGUGUUUUAAGAAAAUGUUAUAUCAAGACUCUGUACAUUUUAAGUUAUUUCCAAAGACAGUGACAGGAGAGGAGAGUAACAGACUUGAAUAUACUUUGUGGGUCUACAAAUGCCUUACACUUUAAGGGCACCUGGUGGUUGUCAGCUCGGGUCAUGAUCUCACGGUUCAUGAGCUGGAGUCCUGCAUGGGGGCUCUGCUGACAGCUCAGGGCCCACUUCGAUACUCUGGUCCCCAAACUCUCUGCCGCUCACUCUCUCUCAAAAUAAACAUUAAAAAGAAAAAAGUAAAGGAAAUGAUAAAACUUCAAGUUUGGAAGGCAGAAGACUGGUUAGUAUCUGGGAAGAAUGUAUCAGGCCAAUAGUUUUGGUCCUUCUGUUUUCUGGAAUCGAUUAUGCUGUACUGGCAAAGUGGGGAAAGGCUUAUAUAAUACGACACUUUAAGGAACGAAGUAAACAAAAUUCUAUUUUCUUAGUACUAAAAGGUAAUAAAUUUAUAAGAUUUCAUGUCAUGGCUGCUAACAUUAGCAGGAUUUGGAUUAUUUUAAUCCACUUGUGGCCUGGCCUAGAAUGUCACAAAUAAGUGCUGCCCAAUGCUUUUCUUACAGAUGCUACGGAACAGUGUUACUGUGACCUAAUUUAUUAGCCCAUCCUCCCUCAUCUACAAUUAUUUCGGAAGUAACGUCAUAUAAUCUUCUCUAAACUCAGGUCUUUAGCCUAACUUCCUGCCUUCCCGUGCCGCUGCAAUCGCACAAGGCCUGCAUGGAGUGUGGCCGCUGCCUUCUGGUGGUGGAAAUGAGAGGUGGAAGGUUCAAGACAACCAGCACUUCUCUCUAGAACGUGAAGGAAAGGAGGCCUUCAGCAAUGCUGGUCAGACUGUAGAACUCUGAAAACCCUAAAAAUGCAGCAUUUCAAUGACAAACGAAAUAGUUUACCUGCUAACAACUCACUGGCCCAUAGGUUCAAGGAGUGUGUUCUCGUGUCGAUAGACUCUUCCUCCUUUUGUUCUUCCUGUGACCAGAGCACUGUAUUAUUAACAAGGAUAAUGAAAUACGGACAAAUCUCGUUUCCUUUUUAUCUGUUCCAGUGGUUCCAAUUCUGAGCUGUCGCUCCUCCCUGGAGGCUCGGGUAGGCUGUGGUGGUCAGUAGCUUAUCUUCAGUUUUAAAGGAACACUUAUACAUGUCCAAUAGGUCUUGUUCUUAGACGAGGUAGAACUCCAAUUUUAGGCCUCUGUGCUGUGGUCAUUCUGCGGGAGUUUUGAAUUUCUCUCGAAUAAACUGGUUUCUGGUUAACUGUA
Molecule: messenger RNA, 6737 nt
Organism: Suricata suricatta (meerkat)
Lineage: Eukaryota; Metazoa; Chordata; Mammalia; Carnivora; Herpestidae
Gene: CRYBG1
Product: crystallin beta-gamma domain containing 1
Exons: 20
Coding region: 16-5184 (1722 amino acids)
Biological process (GO): lens development in camera-type eye; visual perception
Molecular function (GO): structural constituent of eye lens
Source: RefSeq, a predicted model, not a curated record